AAAAUAUACUGUAACAUAACGACUAACGAGUAUAAAUGUGCCAGCCUAGAGCAAUGGUCUACUUUUAUUGGCUGUAUUAUUUGUCAUUAGCCCAUUUAACAAUUCUAUAAAUUCAUACAGUCCAUCUUUCUUUUCAUUUCAUUUUGUAGUCAUAAAAAAAGUCCCAACUGAUCUCUAAGCAAAAGCUAGCUUAUAGCAACAAUGAGUUUGUUAAAAGCUUUUUUUGUUUGGUGUAUAUGGUUGGGAUUAUUUGAGUUAUCAUUUGGAAGAAGGGUACCCUACCACUUUGAUGUGGAAUACACAUACAAAAAACCAGAUUGUUAUGAACAUGUUGUGAUUGGAAUCAAUGGUAAAUUUCCAGGACCAACUAUUACAGCUGAAGUUAAUGACACUCUUGUCAUUACACUCACCAACAAGCUUUCUACUGAGGGAACUGUUAUUCACUGGCAUGGAAUUAGACAACUUGAUACUCCCUGGGCUGAUGGAACUGCAGCAAUCUCUCAGUGUGCUAUAAAUCCAGGAGAAACAUUUGUUUACGAAUUCAAAGUUGAUAGGCCUGGAACAUAUUUCUAUCAUGGACACUAUGGUAUGCAGAGAGCAGCAGGGUUGUAUGGAUCUCUAAUAGUAAAUUUACCAAAAACACAAAGUGAACCAUUUCAUUAUGAUGGUGAGUUCAAUUUGCUCCUAAGUGAUUUGUGGCAUACAAGUUCACAUGAACAAGAAGUUGGCCUCUCUUCAGCACCAAUGAGAUGGGUUGGUGAACCACAGUCACUGCUGAUCAAUGGAAGAGGACAGUUCAAUUGUUCACUAGCAGCCAGGUAUGGUAACACCGGCCUACAACCAUGUAAUUUAAAAGGUGGUGAAGAAUGUGCACCUCAGAUUCUUCACGUGGAGCCAAAAAAAACUUAUAGAAUAAGGAUUGCUAGUACAACUUCUUUAGCUUCUCUCAACUUGGCCAUUUCAAAUCACAAACUGAUUGUAGUAGAAGCAGACGGAAACUACGUACACCCAUUUGCAGUGGACGACAUAGACAUCUAUUCAGGUGAAACCUACUCAGUCCUUCUCACAACUAAUCAAGACCCAAACAAAAACUACUGGCUUUCAAUCGGAGUCCGAGGAAGAAAACCAGGCACACCACAAGGCUUAACAAUCCUUAAUUACAAAAAAAUCUCCGCCUCAGUUUUCCCAAUUUCACCACCACCCAUCACACCAUUGUGGGACGAUUUCGAACGAAGUAAAACAUUCACAAAAAAAAUCAUAUCCAAAAUGGGAACACCACAGCCACCAAAAACCGCAGACAGAAGAAUUCUCCUCCUCAACACACAAAACAGACUCGGCGGUUUCACUAAAUGGUCUAUUAACAAUGUUUCAUUAACAUUGCCAACAACACCUUACUUAGGAUCAAUUAAGUUUAAACUAAACAAUACAUUUGACAGAACUCCACCACUAGACACAUUUCCAAUGGAUUAUGACAUCUUUAAGAAUCCUGUGAAUCCUAAUACGACUGUUGGUAACGGUGUUUACACGUUCCAGUUGAAUCAAAUUGUUGAUGUGAUAUUACAAAAUACAAACCAGUUAACUGGAAAUGGUAGUGAAAUUCAUCCCUGGCAUUUACAUGGACAUGAUUUUUGGGUUUUGGGUUAUGGUGAAGGGAAAUUCAGGCCAGGUGUUGAUGAGAAAAGUUUCAAUUUGACGCGUGCGCCUUUAAGGAACACUGCAGUUAUUUUUCCUUAUGGUUGGACUGCAUUAAGGUUUAAGGCUGAUAAUCCUGGUGUUUGGGCAUUUCAUUGUCACAUUGAACCACAUUUGCAUUUGGGAAUGGGUGUGAUUUUUGCUGAGGGUGUUCAUAAAAUUAAGAAGAUACCUACAGAUGCUCUUACUUGUGGCGCUACUGCGAGGAUGUUUGCAAAUAACAAACACUAAUGAGCCAAGUUUGUUUGUCUAGAUUCUACUUUAAGUUAUUGUCGUCGUCAUCAUUAUUAUCAUUUUAUGGGGGUUAAAUGUUAUGCUAUGCAUUGUGUCUCUUGUAUAAUUAGGUUGUUUCUAAUUGAAUUGAAUCCCCCUCAUGAAUAAAAUGUAGGGGGUAUUUAUUUUUGUUGCAAAUUUUUGCAACUUGUAUUAAUUUAUGAGAAAGACAUGGAGUGAAGAAGGAUGAAUUAGCUAAGGAAGGAGAUAAAUAUGUAUGGAUAUAUCACUUUGUUUUAUUGAUAUUGGUUAGUAUUUACUUAUUAAA
Messenger RNA from Trifolium pratense (red clover), 2233 nucleotides. RefSeq names its product L-ascorbate oxidase-like. Bases 202 to 1923 code for a protein of 573 amino acids. Gene Ontology annotation, cellular component: plasmodesma; extracellular region. The record is from RefSeq and is a predicted model, not a curated record. Gene Ontology annotation, molecular function: oxidoreductase activity; copper ion binding. The transcript has 5 exons. Lineage: Eukaryota; Viridiplantae; Streptophyta; Magnoliopsida; Fabales; Fabaceae.